Molecule: messenger RNA, 1788 nt
Organism: Pelagomonas calceolata
Lineage: Eukaryota; Pelagophyceae; Pelagomonadales; Pelagomonadaceae
Source: the annotation of a GenBank genome assembly
UGUUAUCUUGCAGCUACCGCCUUGUACCUCCCAACCGUAGAGCGGAGCUUCACAAACGGCGACCUCGAAGGCCUAUCGUACGGCAGGUACGAAACCGCAACGCACGUCCCCGUGACGCGUUGGAACAUGGACGCAAUCGACACGCGCCGCUUCUCGGCCGAUGCGCGUAGCCGGGCGCGAUAUGGAUCAUUCCUGCAGAGCGACUUUUCAAUGUUCGACAACACCAUGUUCCGCAUCUCGCCCGCAGAAGCCCGGCCGCUGGAGCCGCAGCAGCGCAUGCUGCUCGAAGUGGGCUACGAGGCGCUCCAUCGGCAAGGACAAAACCGCUCGACGCUGGUGGACUCAGACACGGGCGUCUUCACUGGCAUGAUGCAAAUGGACGCUCAACAGUUCAUACCAAGUGUCCCAGGACCUUACGACCUCACUGGCAUCACGUACUCGGCGGCCGGCGCGCGCCUGUCGUACGUGUUUGCGAUGCGCGGCCCGUGUAUGGUCUUCGACACGGCCUGCUCGUCGAGCUUGAUCGCCAUUCACGUUGCUCGGCGCAGCAUGUACCAUAAGGAAUGUCCGCUUGCACUUGCUAUUGCCCCAAACGCGAUGCUACACCCUGUUGACCACGUGGGGCGGGCUGUAAUUGCAAUGACGUCCGUCCGUGGACGCUGUCAUACUUUUGACUCUAGGGCCGACGGCUACCUGCGGGGCGAAGGAUGCGGGGCGGUUGUGCUCGACUCUGCUCGACGAACUGGCGAGGACGCUUAUGAGGUAUCCUGCCCGGGCUCGUCGGCCCGACACAACGGCCAGAGCGCAACGUUUACCGCACUAAACGGGCUAUCACAGCAGCUGCUGAUCAAGGCCGCGCUGGGCGAUGCUUCGACGACUAUUGGGAGCGUUAUGGAAGCCCACGGGACCGGAACUCCACUGGGUGAUCCGAUCGAGAUCAGCGCAAUCUCGGCGAUUGUCAAGAAGAGUGGCCACAAAUCGUGCUCCGUCUGCGGUAUCAAGGGUAACGUGGGUCAUACCGAGUCGACCGCCGGCGUGGCGAACGUCAUCGAAGUGAUCGGACUGUUGAGGAUUGGAGAGACUGCUCUCAACGUGCAGCUGCGCACGCUUAACCCGCAAGUCCGACAGGUGCGCGCCGAGGUCCUACAUCCAUCCGUGGAUAGUAAUGCGACGUAUAGAGGCAAGACGCAGACGGGAGGCGCGAGCUCGUUUGGGUGGAGCGGCAUCAUCGCCCACGGGGUGUUCCAGUACGAAAGAUUUGUGGAAGUGAGUUCUGAGGAGCGUUGUUUUGCGAAUGCUUCGCUCUAUCGCAAUUGCUAGCUGCUCGUGCGCCGAGAACGUCAGUUGUCGCCUAUGAGGCGCAUUUCAAUAGCGCUACAUUCAAGAAAAAACGAGGUUAGCCGCCAGAUGUCACAACUUGCUGUAUAUUGUAGAAAGACGGAGCUUUUGGAGCACCUCACACACUCUUCAAGGUCGUAUAUUACUUCGGUAGAUCAAGAAAGCGGUCAGGAGAGCUUGUUAGUACCAAGCUUGAACGCAGCCGUUGACAUGGCAAUCGCGUCAGCAAGCGAGGAUAGUGGAAUCGACGCAGGGCUCCUAAGACCUGGAUUUGAAAGAUCUCCCCAGCGCACUAAUGCGGAUAGUAUGCUCCAGUUUUUGGUGCCUCCCGAGCUGCAGGGAUCGCUUUUUGCAAAUCAUCAAUUUGUUUGGCAACAGAGCAGAAUCAUAUUGAAUGGCACAGAGGAAUAUGAAACAAACGUGCAGAGAAUUCGUUCCCAAGGGGGGCCA